Molecule: messenger RNA, 7741 nt
Organism: Drosophila gunungcola (fruit fly)
Lineage: Eukaryota; Metazoa; Arthropoda; Insecta; Diptera; Drosophilidae
Exons: 8
Coding region: 762-3071 (769 amino acids)
Molecular function (GO): calcium ion binding
Source: RefSeq, a predicted model, not a curated record
GCAUCGUCCAACGCAUUUUCUGAUUCUGAAUUCAGUUCUCGUUCAGCUUCGCCGACGGCACGACGUGCUCCACUAGCGAAAAAUACUAGAAUAAACCAGGGAAAAAUCUGGGAAAAUUUCUCGUCGUCUUGUCAUUUGGCGCGGGCCAAAACAGAAAAUUUAAAAAAAAAAAACAGUUUCGAAAUUAUUAAAAUAAAUAAAGUACAAUUCUUGUUAUUAAACAAAACGACCGAGGCAAUGAAUAAAUGUUUGAGAAAAUGGAUUAUGAAAUAAAUUUAAUAAUUUACAUACAGCGAGAGAAACAAUAGUAAUGCAUUUUUGUGGCAUAAAUUAUAGAUGCACUAAUAAAAACAACGUGAAAAGCGAAAAAGAAAAGAAGAAUAAAAAUAGCAAAAGAAUUCCAUAGGAAAAUACUUAAAUAUAUAUAGAUCCAUAAACAAACCGAUUUAUAUAUAUUCGAGUCGAGCGUUUGAUUGAUUUGUGGCAACUUUCAAACAACAAACCAAAAAACAACAGCAAGUCAACAAAACCAACAAAAUCAACAACUACAGCGACUGCGGAUGCCGCGACGCUUUAACCCACUCUGACUAACUCCGCCGCCGCCGCAAAUAUGUAAAUGUCCAACAUGCCACUAAAACCACUAAACCCAGCCAGCAGCCACCAAUAAAGCCAGUCGCUAGAGAGGAUCAGGAGGAGGAGCAGGCCGCUCCAGCAGGACCCAAACCGAUAGAAAGGAACACAAAAACACUGAGAGAAACGCUAUGGCCGGGCCGCAGGUGCAGCACAGCCAGCGACCCAAUAGCGCCUACUAUACGGGUUUGAAUGGCGGCGGAGGAGGAGGAGGAGGAAGUGGAGGUGGCGGUGGCGGUGGAGGAGGAGGAUCCUCCGGCGGAAUAACCAGCAGUGCAUCGCACACCGGCCUGCAUGCCCUGCGUCAGGUGAGCAACGAAACGGAGCUGAUCUACCGUGGCAGCCACAGCAAUGGCACCGUCAACGAGCUGCCCUCCACUGCCCAGCACCACCUGCUCACGGGUCGAGUUCCCAGUGGAGUGGGAGUGGGAUCGGGAGCGGGAGUGCGGGAGCAGCAGGUGCAUCACCAUCAGACGGUGAGCAGCAUUGCCGGCACCGGAUCGAGUGUCACGGAUGCCCUGAUCGGGACCAUUGCCUCUGGUGGCAGUGGAGGCGCCUCUGGCUCCACGGCAGCACUGGGCAUCAAGAAGUCCAGCACGCAGCGCAGCAUCGAGAUCAUUGUGGACGCCAGUCAGUGCGGCAAGGAGCUGGUGGCGGCCAGUAGUGGAGCAGGCGGCGGAGCAGGAGCAGGAGCAGUCGUGUCCACCCUGGAUGUGGAGGAUGUGGAGCAGGGCGGCGGCGGCGGCCAGGAGUCGUCGUCCUCGCACCGCAAAUCUUCGCGGCAUCGCCAUCGACCGCUCCACCGGCGACUGAUCACCUAUCUGCGGAACCUCUUCCAGGGCAGCACCACACAGAAUGAUUCGGAAUUGGAGGAAUUCGAGACGCCGGCACGGUACAGGCCCGACUCGCUAAGUGCGCUGAGCCGCGCCACCCGCUUCACGGAGGACGAGAUCAAACGAAUUUACCGGGGAUUUAAGGCUGAGUGCCCGACGGGCGUCGUCAAGGAGGACACCUUCAAAGUGAUCUACUCGCAGUUCUUUCCACAGGGAGCCAAUCCAACCUUAUAUGCGCACUAUGUAUUUAAUACACUGGAUCAGGAUCACAGCGGCAUUGUCAGCUUCGAGGACUUUGUUCAAGGACUUUCGAUACUGUCGCGCGGCUCCGUGGAGGAGAAGCUGCGCUGGACCUUCUCGCUGUACGACAUCAAUGGCGACGGCUUCAUUACGAGGGAGGAAAUGACUGACAUUGUAACUGCCAUAUACGAGCUGAUGGGCCGACUGCCCGACGAGUGUCCCGAGGAGGAGAAGAUCAAGGGCAAGGUGGAACAGAUCUUCCAGAAAAUGGACACCAAUCGCGAUGGCGUGGUCACGCUGGAUGAGUUCCUGGAGGCCUGUCGCAACGACGACGCCAUCUCCCGGUCGAUGUCCUACACGGUGCCGCGGCGGCGGCGACACCAGCAGUUGGCCCAGCAGCAACACCACCAGCAACACCAGCAACAUCAGCAACGUCGGCACAACCAGCAGGAGCCAGAUAAACGUAAGUCCAACCACAAGACGAAGAACAAGCAACAGCAAAAACAGCAGCAACCACAUAGCACUAGACAUCAAAACUGUUGUCACAUAAUCGACAUGGAUGGCGAUAGCACCACCAGCACCACCACCGCCUCGGUGGCCACUGGAACCACACUCAAUUGCAAUGUCCUGGGCCGCAAGCCCAAUGAUUACGAUGUGGAUGAGGAUGAUGAGGAGGAGGAUGUGGAUGAUGAUGAUGAGGAGGAGGAGGAGCAUGACUCGGAGGAAUCUGAGGACUCCGAGGGGGAGUACAGAUCCUUUGUCUGCCGGCACUGCCAAAGACCGCAGUCGGUGGUGCAGCCCAGAUCCGGCCGCCGAUCGCAGUCCCAGUCCAAGUCGCGCAAGCGCAGCAAGAGCAGGAAGCGCCAUCAGAGCAAGCAGCGUGGGGGUCACCAGGGUCAGCAUCAGGGUCACCAUCAGGGUUACCACCAGGGUCACCAUCAGGGUCACCAUCAGCAGCGGUGGCCGGAAAUCAAUGUGGCCAACGAGCAGGCCAUCCGCUUCCGGUGUCCGCAGGUGGGGCCGCAGGUGGGUCGUGACCUUCACACCCCCCAGCCCAUGCACUUCCACCACCCUCAGUCGCAGUCGCAGAAGGCCAAGAACAAGUCGCGGCCGAGAAAGCCCCGUGCGCUGCCACCGCCUGCUCCAUUAGCCAAAGAGCCGCCACCACCAGCAGCAGCAGCAGCACCACCUGCACCACCAGCACCGCCCUCCGAACUAACACCCCUCCCACCCCUGAACGUGAUUGUGGGCGGGGCCGAGGUCGAGGUCGAUCCGCAGCAGCCACCGCCGCCCACCACCCCCGACUCGCCGUCGCUGGUCACCGUGAGCACCUGGUACACGGUGGCCAAGCAGGGUGUCUCCUGCUAAUCGCGGUGAGCAGUGAGUAUCCUCACCCAGUCACCCAGUCAUCCAGACAUCCAGUCACCCCAAUCAAAGUCCCCUACAACAAGUAUAUACCACAUCCAGGGGGAACUGCAAAUGUCUUUGGGUCUUUGAAACCACUUGCAAGGGUGUGUGAUAUGUGUGAUAUGGUUUGCCCUAAGCAAAGUACUUCUAUCACACAUCUAUGAGCUCUUUCGAAGCUCCAGAGACUUUUAUGGCAGCCCCAAAAGAAACGCUUUCCCGAUUCGGUGUUUAAAAUAUAUGUAUACUUAUAUGUAUUAUAUGUGUGUUUUUCAGGGUGGAUCUCUAAAAGCUCAAAAUUGGCUAACCAAUAAUUUAAAAGAAAAACAUUAUAUGAUUUUUGUUAUAUUCCAAAAUUAAUGCGGUUAAUAUUUAACAAUUCAAAAUAUUUAAAAAAUGAUUUUGCUCCAAUUAACUCGUCUAUUUUAUACAUUACAUCAGCCUUUCUAAAUUCUGGAAAAGGAUUUUAGAAAAUUCAAUUGUACCUAAAAGUUUUUGUUAUGUUUUAUUUUAUAUUCUACGUGAGUUGUUACAAAAGGCAAAAAAAAAAAGUCCUAAACAAAUAAUUGUAAAUACAUUUUUUUUUGUCAAAAGAUUUUAAAUUAAAUUAAAUGCUCAAUUAAAAACCGAGAUCCACCCUACUGUAUAUGUGCAUUAAGUUUCAAUUCGCCCUAUUGUUUGUACUACAAUUAGCCAAAUGAAAUUAAAAAGAGUUUAAAACGUUCUCUGUGUGUAUCGAUUGUUGUUGCAAACUGUCAAAUGUGUUAUAGUCUUAAAUACAGUUAAAUCUAUAGAAAAUGUAAGUGAAAAUGAACCAAAAAUGAAAAUAUAUGAAAUGCAUUCAACAUUUUACUUUAUGUUUCUUUGUAUCCUAUUAUUUGUGCCCAGAAAAGUCUUCUUAGAAAUGUUGUUAGAUGUCCUAGAGUUAUAUGAAUUGACGUUAGCUGUGAUGGAAAAACAAAGUAUAUUAAACAACAAAAAACAUUAAAAAUUUAAAAACAAAACGGUGGGAUAAAUAAUAUUUGUGGGAGAACAUUGCUCAAAGGAAAAAACUUUCCAUGUAUUAUGUUUAAAGUGCGUGGGUGUGUUUUGGAUGUGUGUGUGUACUGGGAUAUCUAGAGAGAUAACGAAUUAACAAACCAAUAUUUACUAUCUUCAAUGCCCCAUUUGAAAUUGUCCAGACCCAAACCGAAAAAUAAAACGCUGCCGCAUCGAUAAUAACAUUCUGUAUUACUCAGAAAUCAUAUUAAAGAAAGAAUUAAAAAAACAUAUAUGCCGAUUAACAAACAGGCCAAUUUCGGGCUGUAAAAUAUUUUGCUUUAACAAAAACUCCAAUGUCAUUGAAAUGCAAAUUGAAAGCCGAAUUUUCGUUCGAAAAAUAAACAAAUUGUGGGGGAAAAGAGACAAAGGUAGAGUUUGGUUUUAAUUGAAUGCUGCUUUCUACUUUAUUGGAUAAAUGUAAUGUGCCGUCAUUAAAUUCCAUUCCAUUUGCAUUAUUUCACAUUGAAAUUCGUGUUCUUCGAUAUGUUGUGAAACUUGCUGAGCGUUAACUUUUUUGCUAACUGUUAUUGCUUGACAUGCUUUUGUUGUUGUUUUCAUAAUGCCACUUUGGACACACCAAGGAGACACAUACACACGCACACAAACACACACACACACAAAAUAAACAAGGAUGCAAACGCAUGGGAAUUGAAUUUCGUGUAUGGCAAUUAAAAUAUCUGCUUUCUAUCUCUCCCCUUCUCUUUCUCUCUCUUUUCUCUCUUUCUCUUUUUCUUUAUCUCUCUCUUUUUUUCUCUCAUCUUGUCCUGCAUACACACACACGCGCGCGCUUGAAUAAACACCCACACGCAUGCAGAAAUUUGCAUAGAAACUUAAUGAAAUGUGUAGCGAGAAAGACAACGCGAAUCUGCCAAAAUAAAAAUCUAGGUGCCGCACGUCCAUAAAUAUGCAAUUAUGGAUAUGUUUGUGCAACUGUAAAAAUACAGAAAAUGUCCGGAAAAAUUGGAAAGGCCAACUACAACCCGAUUUUAUCUGCAUAAUUGGCUGGGUUGCAUUUAAAGCAGUAUUCAAGUGUAAGUACAUGGUGGCACCGGAAGUGCCACUGCUUGCUCCACACCCUUAAAACCAAAAAUUGACAAUGUGUGAGUACACACAGCCUAACACACAACCCCCAUUGAAAAUUGAAAAUGUACGAAACGAAAGCUUUACACAAUGAAACUUAAACUAAAACUAAAAACUUACUCUUAACGAUGUAAUGAAACAUAUAUAGAGAGAAAUUUAAAUAACACAGAAACUAUAUUUAUACGAACAGGAAAUAGCAAGAAAAGAUACUAAUUACCUUUAAUUGGAACCAGUUUGACUUUCUAUUCGAAAUAUGUUUAUGUAGGCUCACGACACACACACCCACACACACGCAAGCAAAUGUAUUAGGUAAAUAAAUGUGUAAAUCAAAAUAAUAGCCCCAAUGCAAAUACAAAGGGAAGGAGAAAUAAAGAAGCGCUCCCCAGGGCGUAUGCGUAAUGUUGAGUGGAUUGUUUCUGCGCAUUGUUGUUGCCAUAUAUUCUCCAUUAGCAAAUUAGUGACAAUGAUGGAAUGUCAUCAAGUCGGCUGUCUCAAUGUGUACUAUACUCUAUAAAUCUGGUGUGUGUGCCUGUUGUGUGUGUGCGAGUGUGCAAGCUAAAUCAAAUAAAACAAAAGUUUGAAUCAGAAAUUGGACCACAGCAAACAAAGAAGUAGCAUAAACCGAUAUCCGCUGUAUAUGCACAUUAUAUUUACAUACAUAUACACAAAAAUAUAUAUAGAGGUAUAUAUAUAUAUAUAUAUAUAUACAAGACGUACAGUGUUUAUCAAAAUGAAUAGGUGUGUAAUUGUAAUUUUUUGUAGCUAGAACUAAGAGACACACAGAAAAUGAGCAGAAACUAUUAGAAAUAGAUAAAGGAAAAUGGUUAAUUGGACAUCUCGUUGUACAUAGUUAGUGAGUGGUUUUUUCGCCGUUAAACCAACUACAAACCUUUCUCGAUAUUAACUCUAAACUCAAAGUAAUUGUUGCAUUUUUAAACCCUAUAAAUACAUAGCUGUGUACUUAGCUGUAGUCUUCCAGAGGAAUACCGAAUAAAAUGAACAAACGAACAGAGAAGCUGACGAAAACUCUAUUCCACUUAGAUUGAACCUGUAGCAAAUUUGUACCUUAGCCGAAACACCCACAAAAAGCUUUCAAAAACAAUAAAACUUUUUCUUAAUAGACGAAGAACCGAGUCCAAUAAAUAAAAGCCAUAUACAAAACUGUUGCUGUCGUUGUUGUCGAAGAAGAACUGUAUUAUUUUUGGAUAAAUGUUAUCGAUUUUCUGCCCACUUUUAAGGUUAUUCAAUGUUAGAUCCUUCGAACCAUUGGUUUCCCACUGCAUAUACUAUAUGUAUGAAGUAUAUAUGAUCGAACUGAUCUUGGGCACGACAAUAUCGAACAGGAGCCCCCGAAGUGCAAUAUAACACAUAUAAUAUCCUCCCACCCCAGAUUAACACACCUACACACACUCACAACACCCCCCCUCUCUCUCCCUCUCUCUAGGAGUUCACUUCUCUCUAUCUCUAUCUGCUAUCUACUAUCUGUGUGUGAAUUAGCAAUCAAAUACUAAUGCAAAAUCUAUUUCAAAAACAAAGUGUCAAAUUUUCAAACCAAACAAACAAACCAAACAAAACGAAAACCAAAGAAAAUGUAAAUGUUGGCAAAUUGACAGAGACAAACAGAAAAACGGAUAAAUUUGAUAAAUUGGAGGAUUGCCAACCUAGUUGCAAGUAUUUUCCCGGCCUAAGCCUUAAAGAUUAGAGAAAUGCAAGUAAUUAUAAACACAAAGAAAUAUAUGCAUAUAGAAUGUGUGUUUUUUCCUAAUUUAUAAGCUGUUGAAAUCAAAUUUUACCAAUGAAAGUAAGUAUUGAAAAAGUAUUGAAGCUAUUGAAAAACUCUCGUUUUAGAGAACCACUUGAAUUUUCAGUUGUAAAUGUAUAAACUGUAUUAACCAUUUAUUUGUGAGCGAUAUACUAUGUGUUGAGAAACUGAAAAAAAAAAAAUACAUGCAGAAAAUACAUGUCAUAGCAUAGGCCUAAGUACGACAUUUAUGGGGGGAGGAAAUUCAGAAGGCCUACGGAAGUAUAUCAAAAACCGAAUUGUUAUCGGACGAACGACGUUUUUAAACCACUAAGAGAUUUUCCAGUGUUAUCAAUCGAUCGAUGUACAUCUUCUGGGCCAAACGAUUGAGCCACGUUAUAAACACAAUUACAAAUUGAUAAACUUACCAGUAUAUACACAAAUAUACUAAUGUACACUAGUUGUAAACAUAGCUGAUCUUUUUUGGUGUAAAUUUUAAAUGAUAAUACCAAACGAACAAACUUUCCAUGCAAUAAAAACAAACACAUUGUUUCAAAACUAACAAAAAUGUCGUUUAAAUGCAAAACUGCAUGAACCAAAAACAAACAAAAAAACAAAACCAAAAAACAAAAAACAAAAAUGAAAAUGAAAACACUUAAUUAAAAAGAACAAAUAUUUUUUUUGUGAAGUUAAAAUAUGUAUAAAACAAAAAUAAAAGGUAUAAAGAAAAAUAAAAACCAAAUGAAAUAUACAGAAAAAGCUGUUAAUUAAA